Molecule: messenger RNA, 1350 nt
Organism: Penicillium lagena
Lineage: Eukaryota; Fungi; Ascomycota; Eurotiomycetes; Eurotiales; Aspergillaceae
Product: nucleoside transmembrane transporter FUN26
Exons: 2
Coding region: 1-1350 (449 amino acids)
Biological process (GO): nucleoside transmembrane transport
Cellular component (GO): plasma membrane; fungal-type vacuole membrane
Molecular function (GO): nicotinamide riboside transmembrane transporter activity; nucleobase transmembrane transporter activity
Source: RefSeq, a predicted model, not a curated record
AUGGACCGUGUUCGCCGACUUGUAUCCGACCAGGCGGCGUACGAGCCGCUCGAAGGCUCAGCCGAGGAAGAGGAUGGUGACCCAUCAUCAUAUACCGGGCCCCGGCCUGGAGCUCGUUUCUCGAGAUUGAUAUAUGGUGUCUUCUUCUUGUUGGGUGUAUCCAUGCUAUGGGCCUGGAACACGCUUCUUGCAGCAGCGCCAUAUUUCCACACCCGGUUUGAAUCCGAUGAAUGGGCGUCAACGCACUACCAGCCCUCAAUUCUGUCGGUAUUUACAGUCACCAACCUCGCCACCGUGGCUGUUCUGGCGAAAGUCCAGAAGAAUGUGUCUUACCCAUGGCGCAUCACAGUCGCUCUCUUGAUGACCAGUAUCGUAUUUACGCUGCUAGCCUUCUCCACGGUCAUCAUGAAGGAUAUCUCCGUGCGAGCAUACUUUGGCUUUCUCAUGGUCAUGGUGUUUGGUGCCAGUUUGGCGACAGGGAUUAAUCAGAAUGGCGUAUUUGCCUAUGUCUUGGGCUUCGAUAGGGAGGAAUACACUCAGGCCAUCAUGGGCGGCCAAGGGUUGGCUGGCGUGCUUCCGUGCAUUGUUCAGAUCCUCUCUGCCUUGGUGGUGGCUCCUACAAAGAAAGAUGACCAAGCUCCAGUACCACCGGGAUCGUCGUCGUCGAAGUCAGCGUUUAUUUACUUCAUCGCCGCAACGGCUGUCUCAGUUCUUGCGCUGUUGUCCUUCCUUCAUCUCGUCAAGCGACAGCCUACAGCCCAGCCGAAGUGGACGGAUGAUGACGACGAGACGGCUACGGUCAGUGAGCAUGACCAAUCCGUGGGUCUGUGGACUCUCUUCAAGAAGCUCAGGCUUACAUCAUCGUCCGUCUUCCUAUGCUUCGUGAUCACGAUGGUGUUCCCCGUGUACACGGCCGAAAUCGAGUCCGUCAAUAGCUCGUCGGGAUCUCGCUUGUAUACGAAAUCCGUGUUCAUCCCGCUGGCUUUUCUGUUCUGGAACGUGGGCGAUAUGAUUGGCAGGAUGGCGGUCUUGAACCCCCGGCUGUCUCUUGCUCACAAACCCGUCUGGCUUUUUGUGAUUGCCAUCGCACGUGCUGGGUUUAUCCCGCUCUAUCUGCUUUGCAAUAUCGGCGACCGAGGUGCCGUGGUGCAGAGUGACUUUUUCUAUCUGUUUGUUGUGCAGCUGCUCUUCGGUGUGAGUAAUGGGUUCUUGGCUAGUAGCUGUAUGAUGGGAUCAAGCCAGUGGGUUGCUGUUAGCGAAAGAGAGGCUGCGGGAGGCUUCAUGAGUAUGAUGCUCGUUGGUGGUCUGGCCGCGGGGAGUCUCCUGUCCUUUGGUGUUGCAAGUGCAUAA